AUGGAGCCACGUCCUUUGCACAUAGCUAUGUAUCCAUGGCUGGCCAUGGGUCACCAAACAGCAUUCCUCCAUCUAUGCAACAAGUUGGCCAUAAGGGGUCACAGAAUCUCCUUCAUCACACCCACAAAAGCACAAGCCAAGUUGGAACCAUACAACUUGCAUCCUCACUUGAUCACAUUCGUUACCAUCACUGUUCCUCACGUUGAAGGUCUUCCCCCUGAUGCACAAACCACUGCAGAUGUCACUUACCCUUUGCAACCAAACAUCAUGACAGCCAUGGAUCUAACCAAAGAUGACAUAGAAACCCUUCUCACUGAUCUCAAACCUGAACUUGUUUUCUAUGACUUCACACAUUGGAUACCAACCUUGACCAAGAAAUUAGGCAUCAAGGCCGUGCACUAUUGCACUGCUAGCUCUGUCAUGAUUGGUUACACUCUUCCACCUGCUAGAUAUUACCAAGGGAUUGACCUAUCAGAAAGUGACCUCAUGGAACCCCCAGAAGGGUACCCUGACUCUUCCAUCAAGCUUCAUGCUCAUGAGGCUCGAGCCUUUGCCGGAAAAAGAAAGGACACGUUUGGGAGCGAUGUUCUCUUCUACGAUCGCCAGUUCAUAGCACUGAAUGAAGCUGAUGUGUUGGCAUACAGAACAUGCAGAGAAAUCGAAGGGCCUUAUCUUGAUUACAUUGGAAGCCAGUUCAAGAAGCCUGUGCUGGCUACUGGUCCAGUUAUUCUAGAGCCACCAACCUCUGAGUUGGAGGAAAAAUUCUCCACAUGGCUUGGAGGGUUUGAGGAAGGAUCGGUGGUUUAUUGUUGUUUUGGGAGUGAGUGCACUUUGAGGUUAGAGCAGUUCCAAGAGCUGGUGCUUGGUCUUGAGCUGACUGGCAUGCCAUUCUUGGCAGCAGUGAAGGCCCCAGUAGGGUUUGAGACAGUGGAAUCAGCAAUGCCUGAAGGGUUUGAAGAGAGGGUUAAAGGGAGAGGGUUUGUGUAUGGAGGUUGGGUUAUGCAACAGUUGAUUCUUGCACACCCUUCUGUGGGGUGUUUCAUCACACAUUGUGGUUCUGGUUCUUUGUCUGAGGCACUGGUGAACAAGUGUCAGUUGGUACUGCUGCCUAAUGUUGGUGAUCAGAUUCUGAAUGCAAGGAUGAUGGCCAACAACUUAGAGGUUGGUGUGGAAGUUGAGAAGGAUGAGAAUGGAAAUUACACAAAGGAGAGUGUGUGCAAAGCUGUGAGCAUUGUGAUGGAUGAGGAAAAUGAAACCAGCAAGAAGGUGAGAGAUAAUCACACUAAGCUCAGAGAGACCCUCCUUGACAUAAAUUUGGAGUCUUGUUAUCUUGACAACCUUUGCAGCAGACUCCAAGAGAUAGUUGAUGAAGGAGUUUAACUUCCAAC
Messenger RNA from Vigna umbellata (rice bean), 1388 nucleotides. Its product is annotated as UDP-glycosyltransferase 79B30. NCBI's taxonomy places the organism in Eukaryota, Viridiplantae, Streptophyta, Magnoliopsida, Fabales, Fabaceae. The record is from RefSeq and is a predicted model, not a curated record. Gene Ontology annotation, molecular function: UDP-glucosyltransferase activity.